Messenger RNA from Acanthochromis polyacanthus (spiny chromis), 841 nucleotides. RefSeq names its product interferon alpha-inducible protein 27-like protein 2A. Gene Ontology annotation, cellular component: mitochondrion; membrane. The transcript is spliced from 4 exons. The coding region runs from base 189 to 503 and encodes 104 amino acids. The record is from RefSeq and is a predicted model, not a curated record. NCBI's taxonomy places the organism in Eukaryota, Metazoa, Chordata, Actinopteri, Pomacentridae. Gene Ontology annotation, biological process: apoptotic signaling pathway.
AGCUCUCAAACCGCUUGCAGCUCAAAAGAUUACAUUUCUUUUUAAUGUUGAUGACAGAAAGAUUGAGUUCCGUUUUCGUUGCUGGGCGAUGACCCUCACAUGUGACGCCGCUUAUAAAUACAGGAAGUGAUUAAUCUGUUGUUUUAUUUCUAGCUGAAGCUCAGCUGUUAGUCUGAUCAGAAGACGCUAUGGGUUAUGUGACUUUUGCUGGCGUCGUAGUAGGAGCAGUGGGAGCAGUGGUCCUGGCUCCUGUUGCCCUGGGAGCCAUAGGUUUCACCUCAGCUGGAAUAGCAGCAGGUUCCUACGCUGCAGGAAUGAUGUCUUCUGCUGCUCUUGCUAAUGGAGGAGGAGUGGCAGCAGGGAGCCUUGUGGCUGUUUUGCAGUCAGCAGGUGCAGCCGGUCUAACAGCGACCGCCACUGCAGGCGUGGCGACUGCUGGAGCUGGUGUUGGAGCAAUAGCAGGAAAGCUGACCAACGGUCUGAAAAAAAAAAAAUUGGAAUGAGACUGCAAAAUGGAGAAUUCCGACUGACAUUAUUAGUGCUGAUAAUGUUGUCCACUUACUAAUCAACACUCUUACGAUCCCAGACAUUUCUGUAGUAAAUCUGUAAUCUUUGAUAUAUUGUUUAGUAUUUCAGUUUCUCUUAAUGUCCCGUAACUUAACUAAAUGUUGUUCAGUAACUCUAUUUCACCGAAGUGUAACUGAACAUAGCUGUAAAAUGUUUAGCCAAGAUAAUGAGGUUGUUUUGAAAGAAUAUAAUUGGGACUGAAGGAAAUGGAGAUCAUGCUUUAUUAUGAACACUUCCAACUUUUAUUAAUUAAAAAAUUAACGCUACAAUGUGA